GGUUCUUGCAUAAUUGGUAUGUGGCCAUUUUCCUCAGUCCUGGAUUAUUUCUUUAUGUACAGACCUCUGCUCUGACUUUUUUGCCUUGUGUUGAUUGGUUGAGGUUGGGGUUGGGGAUGGAACCCGGUUUGGGUUGGGGUUAGGUCUGAAUUUGGUUUCGAGUUGACUGGCUUAGUGUCGGUUUAUUGGUUUGAGUCCAAGUUAGGGCCUGGUUGGUAUGAAAUGUGCAACCUGAAUGAAAGCGCCUUUCCUUGCAUUGUCGAACUUCUUUCCUAGCUCAGGAACUCUGGGACAUAAAUGACAGUUAAAAGGCCACGGAAAAUGUCACUCCGAGUGCUUGUAAAGCCCCCAGCGCUUUAGUGGCUGUCUGGCCCAGUCCGCCCACCAUUGUGGUCAUUGCUCGCACGCUUCGCUGUGGAUUUAUUUGUGCUUGUUUUGAGAGAGGCAAAACAAAGACAAAUAAGACAAAUUUUUGUCUUUGUUUUGACUCGGGGCUAAAAGCGAGCCUGCUCAGGAAGAAAUCCCGGCGCCUCCUGAGGCCUGGCUGGAUCUCAACCUGGAACGCGCGCACGCAUAUUAAGACUCCUUUUGCUGUCUCGGUUUAUUUCUCGUGAUAAAAAUUCACCACGUUCUCUCCGGGCUCCAGUCCAGUCCAGUCCAGUUAUAGAUGUUUUAUAUAUAUUUAUAGACCACCCCGAAACAUGCUUGUUUGGCUAAUGUUUGUCAAAGACAGUGCAUGACAUGCCGCUUGGAAGGAAAGACUCUGUGAUGAUCUCCAUUGCAGGGAUCCCUUUCAACGAAGUCUCUCAAUAAUAAUCGACAUUCUGUGCACUGAUUAGGAGGGGAUCAUCUGCUGACUCUUUGAUUAGACACAACAAGCGUGUGUGUGCACACUUCGCUAGAUAGAGCUUUUCUUCUUAAUCCCUACAAUCUCUUCAAUUGUCUGUGUGUGUGUGUGUUAUGUCAGCAGAUCACUGCACUCUCUCUCUCGGUCUACCUCUGUGUGUGUGUGUACAAUAAUGGUGUGCAUUUAGCAUUUUUCCCCAUGUCGGACACACACCAAGCGGUCACGGCGACAGCAGCGCGACAGUAGUGAACAUCGUCAUGUACCCAGAUGACAACCGCACGGUAGGACGGACGGACGGACGCUCGCUCACUCACUCGCUCGCUUCAUCUUGAAUGUCAGUCAGCACAUUUUGCACACAGGGUGUCAACAGCGCUCGUGGUGACAAGCGUCCUGGGACGCACGACAGACUGACCAAAAGGGUUGAACUAGCGGCGCAAGCAUUUAUUGACGAUAUGCAAUUGUCAAUUACCUUGAGGAAUUGCCAUUGUUUAAAAUGCCUUUGAUUUCAGCCAAUUGCAUUUCGGUCGAGCAAAGACGACGGCCUUCAAAUGGUUCCUACUCAAAAUCCAAUUCCUGAUUUUACUCCCCUUCUCUUCUAGACAAAAGAAAUGACAAUUCAAAAUGAGAUUGGCUCUUUGUUCCCCAUUCUGGGAUGUACUUUAUUUCUUUUUAUUUCUUUUAUUCUUGCAAUUGAAUGCAGGCAGCGCACACGGAUAAUCUGUUUUGUGAUGCCGGCUCAAGUGCGAGCCAUGCCGCGCUCGCAAGCGUGCUCCAUUACAUAAGAGCGAGCUGUGCGGGUGGCUCCGUAAUCACAUUUGUUUGGACAGCUGGCGCCUCUCGGGCACUAUCAGAAUGUGUACCGAGUACGUGGAUGCCGCUGUGCCAGUGGAGAAGUGCGUGCGGGAGUUUGUUUUGUGUGAUUGGACAAUAUAAAAUAGCUGCUCUCUGCUCUGGCAUUAGCGUGAGCAAAAUGGGACCGCUCGUUGAGUUUUUGUGCCGUCUGAAAACUGUCUACAUCCGGCGUCAUUCAACUCCAGGAUAACCUCUCUCUCGCUCUCUGUCUCUCUGUCUCUCUCUCUCUCUCUCUCACUCUCUGUCACUCACUCACUGAACAAGGUGGACAGUGUCUUUUGUCACCUUCUUCAAGAAAGGCCCGUUUUCCUCUGAACUUUGUGCCCCACUGAAAGCAUUCCCGUUGCUUAAUCAUUAACUCCGUCGGACUCAUUUCUAUUCUCAUUCCUCAUAGGUGAACCAUAUAUUAUCUCCCUACUGCGCCGAAGAGUUCUUAAUUGUGCUUGCUGCGGUAAAGUUUCUGACUGACACACGCCACUCUAAAUAGAACUUUGAGACAGCGUUUUGUAUUGAACUGCUCAUUGGGCUCAUAAUUACACCAAUUUCUCAAUGGUUGGAUUCACUUCUCAAAUAAUCGUGUCAUUUUUAAUAACACAGUCACAGCACCAGUGAUUAAGGCUUCUUUCUUUUUCCAUUUGGUUCCAAGCCCAUUUGGAUCAUUCCACUCCAGAUUUGAUGGGUAGAUUAUUCUUGCUGAUGACUCACCGUAGGCGUUCAACCGCCAUUAUUUGGAGCGCGCUUGGGAACACGGGAGCGCUCGGCCUUUGGCCUCGUCAGACUGGUUUGAUCCCGGCAGGUUUCGAUUGCGUUUCUCCUAGAAAACCAAAGCCUUCAAGACCAGAAAGACCGGUUCCUGUUCUAUGAAUGAAGUGAUGCUCUUCCCAAAAGGAAAAAGAUGUUGUUCCCACGCCGUCGGUUUGGAUAUUCAAGCAAUCAUUGGCAAUUUCAAAUCGUACGCAGACUGUGAUUCUUUAUUAAUUUCAUUUUUUUCAAUGAUUAUUUGUAAGUUGCGUUUUAUGACCGAUUUAUGCUGAUAUCGAAGAACUAACUUUACAAACAUUGACGUGUCCUCAUAUGACAACAGAGUUGCGACAAUGCAGCCGUAUAAAACGAGUCAAACCGGUCGUGACGUGACAGCUUGUGACACGUUGACGCAGUAAAACGCAAAGGUUCGGGCCAGAAGUCGUCGUUUUGAGGCUUCGAGCGCUCCGGAUUCAGUCAGGUGUAGCAGCAAGUGACAGAUUGAUGAAAGAAAUGAUUUCCACAACACCAUCAGAGUAGAACUAAUACGUACAAUUUGACCAGCGCUGGCCUGACUCCUCAAACUCAAAUCGUUGAACCUACUCCCAAAUCUUAUUUAACAACAAAAAAUGCCCUCCACCCAAAAUGAAGUCUGUCAAAGGAGCUUUCGCUGUCUGCAUUGCAAAUGAAUUGAGGUCGACGUGCUCAAUAGAGUUCAUCUUCCUCACUUGUGGAUGAAAUAGCAUUGUGAUUUGAUUUUGAAGAGUUUUCUAAUCGUCCAAAGCCGCUCCGCAGCGCACUUGACCUUGGCCAGACUUAUUUGUGCGCAUUGUCAAGCGCGAGGCGUCCUAAGCGCCUCGUUAUUGUCAUCUGCAUAAUGACGACCAACGUCUGUCUCCUCGCGCGCCAAAGCUCCUUGUUAACUUUGAGCCUCAAUUCAACUCUUUCUUCUAUUCAAAUCCUUUUUGUAUCCAAAGCACGUGGUGUUGCUGUGUAUUUUGUCCCUAAUUACCUUCGUGCUUUGCCAGCCAAAGCCGGGGGAAGGUACAAGCAUGCAUGAAUAUUCAUUCUGGUGUUUGUUUUGCUAAGUGUGUCCAUCGUGAACAAAUAAAAAUGCCUUCCCCCAAAAAAAAGACAACGGACCGUCCCAUUUGAAUGUCACCGUCGAGUUGCGAGUGCCUGACUCGCUGCCACAGUUGGCUUCUCAAGCGCUGCCCGGCGUGUUUGAACAAGUGUGAGCGUGCGGUGCGGCCAGUCAGUCAAAAGAAUGCCAUCCGCCUGCGUGCGUGCGUUGUUUGCUCGGCUGCCGUAUGCGACCUGGCGGGUUUCGUGCAGAGGAAAUGGGGCAAGAAAUGCCAAAUCCCAACCCAAGCUCCACACCAUGAAAUUUGGUAGCAAUGUAUAGUGUACAAUCGCUACCAACUUUGAACAGAUGGGCGGUGACUUUCCCUUAAGGCGCCGCUUUGUCAACGCGAUCCCUGAGAUCAGGACAACAUGUUGCCUCACCCGCGCUUCCCAAUUGUUCAGCUGCUAGCGGCACCUGGCGGCUGAUAUUAAGCGCCAUCAUCGAGGUCGCCGAGUUGCCGCACACAACUCAAUGACACGUGUUUUGUCCCCCCUUUUGCGCAGACACAGUUCACAAACUAGCCAGAACUACCUUGCGGCAGGUCAGCGUGAAAGGGGCACGCAGAAUGAGAAUUCAACGGAAAUCCUCUCGCGUGUGCGUGCUUUUGGUUUCCCAGCAACCUCAAGAGCAGGAUGCAAAAACUGUCAUCAACGCUCGAUAGACAGGACGGACUUCCUCUUUGAGACUCACUGCCGCAUAAAUCACACGCUCGUCCCUCGCAGCGGAGCCAAACGAGGGUCGAUGGCGCUCAUACGAAUGCGGAGUAGUCGGCGGGCCCUCUCCAUGCACCACGAGAGCGUGUCGUCGGGCCGCGGCCGGCCAGACUCGCCCGUGUACAGCAACCUGCAGGAGCUGAAGAUGAGCCAGUCGGCGGCCCCCCCGCUCCCAGCCGGCGCCCCCCAGCAAGUGCUGGGCGACUGGGAGUCCUACAAGGACCCACACGGCCGCCUCUUCUACUACAAUCGCUCCAGCCAAGAGAGGACCUGGAAGCCACCCCGAGCCCGGGACGCCAACACGAGCGCGGGGGAAAGCAAUGAGAGCACUCCCCUAUCGCUCUCGCCAGCUUUCUUACCCUUCAUGUCGUUGUCGGCGGGCCGCCCGGGGCCCCUGUGCUCGGAGGACGCGCACUUCGGCGCCUACUCCAGCUGGUCGGACGGCUCGCCACCUGUCGGGUGGUCCGAAGGGAUGAACGAGUACGGCCACAGACUUUAUGUCAACGACUAUACUAACGAGAAGUGGUUAAAGCACGUGGACGAGCAGGGUCGGGCGUAUUACUACAGCGCGGAUGGCUCCAGAUCCGAAUGGGAGCUCCCAAAGUACAACCAUUCCCCGCCACAGCACUUGGCCGAGCCCGGCAAGACUCGCAGUCUAGACAGGAAACACGUGGACCCCAUCAUCCUGACCAAGUGGAGACACAGCGCUUUCGUCCAAGAACCCAACGACAAGGACUCCCCAGUGAGCCCCAAGUCCCCUGUAUCCGACUGUGGGUCCAGCCCCUCGUCUCCUAAGCGCCCCGCCUCUCCCUCAGAGAAGUGCGGCGUGCUCAAUGUGACAAAGAUCACGGAGAACGGCAAGAAAGUUCGGAAGAACUGGACUUCCUCCUGGACAGUUCUGCAAGGCUCAGCGCUGCUCUUCGCCAAAGGCCAGGGAGGCGGGACGAGCUGGGUGCGUCGAUCAAAGCCUCACUUCCAAUUAGUGGUUACUUUUGUCCUGGGUUUGAUUGUGCGCCAUUUUCAGUUUGGCGGCGGUCAGUCCAAACCCGAGUUCACGGUGGAUCUGAAGGGCGGCUCGGUGGAUUGGGCCUCCAAGGACAAAUCUAGUAAAAAACACGUCAUUGAGCUGAAGACCCGGCAGGGCACGGAACUCCUGAUCCAGUCGGAAAACGACAUCCUCGUCAAUGAGUGGUAUCGAGCGCUAAGGGACGCUGCCAGCGCUCCGGCAUGCGAGUCGGACGAAGCCGUAGAAGAGGACAUCCCCGAUUCACCUGAAGCAGACAUGGAGAAAGAACGCAGAGACUCCAAGAAAGGCAGACUCAUGAAACCGUCAAGCAGCGUGGACGCGGCCGACAACAAGAAGACCAAACACAAGCUGAAGAAAUUUCUGACGCGGCGGCCCACCAUGCAGGCCGUCAGGGACAAAGGUUACAUCAAAGAUCAGGUGUUUGGAAGCAGCCUGUCCAGCCUGUGCCUGAGGGAGAGCAGCACGGUGCCCUCUUUUGUCAAGAUGUGCAUCUUGCACGUGGAGAGCAACGGUCUGCACAUCAGCGGCCUAUACAGAGUCAGUGGUAACUUGGCCCUCAUCCAGAAGCUACGAUAUGCCGUCAAUCAUGAUGAGCAGGUGAACCUGUCCGACAGCAAGUGGGAGGACAUCCAUGUGACCACCGGAGCCCUGAAGAUGUUCUUCAGGGAGCUUCCUGAACCGCUCUUCACUUAUGCGCUCUUCCAAAACUUUGUGGACGCCAUCAAGAUUCAAGACUACAAGGAGCGGGUCCACACCAUUAAAGAACUUGUUCGACUGCUGCCCGAGCCCAACCAUGACACCAUGCAGGCCCUCUUCAAACACCUCCGCAAGGUGAUCGAGCACGGCGAAGAGAACCGCAUGACAAACCAGAGCGUGGCCAUCGUGUUCGGCCCCACGUUACUGAGGCCCGAGGUGGAGACGUGGAACAUAGCGGUCCACAUGGUCUACCAGAAUCAGAUCGUAGAGCUCAUCCUGGUAGAGAAAGACAACAUAUUUGGCAGAUAGAGGCCGACGGCCAUCUGACCGAACCGGAACCACUCUUUGCACUUUGGACUAGCUUUGGCUUACUUUUCGUCACACUGGAUUCUAACUUAACCGACAAAAAUAAACAAACCUGCUAAGAUUUGUUUUUGUGGAGGAUCCAAGAACUUUUAAUUGAACAAUAGGGGAACGCGACUUAUUUACUGGACCUUUUCAUCUAAUGGCGUUGGUGCCAAAUUAGCCAAUUUAAGACCUAAUUAAAAUAUUGAUUUAUUUAUUAGAAUGUGGCAAUUCUUGCAUUCAAUCGUUAAUCUAAUAUUGUUUUUUCAUGACCACUAUUUUAUGGCAUCCAACAGGAUUUACUCACCGCAUAAAUGAAUGCGUCAAAAUUGAUCUCAUAGGUUGAACGGAAUGCGUAGGUUAGGGUUAGGUUCUGCUCAAUGUUCUGCUUUGAUUUGCGCAACUUGCUCCUCUGAGCAAAAUCAAAAUAUUGUUUCUCAAAUUAUUUUGACACUAGGAAGACUGUGCGGAUAAACUUGGGUGGCGAUUGGUCGUUUCCGGACAUUUAAAUCACCUCCUUUACUGAUAAUUUGUUUAUGCUCUAACCUUGACGAGUGACCUCGACUUCCAAAUCUCAAUAAUUGUAGUAGCUUCGGCUCCGCCAACACUGUGAUAAUGACUUUAAAAGUUUGACUUUUAAAAUUAAAGCUUUUAUUGUG
Syngnathus typhle (broad-nosed pipefish) is the source of this 7006-nucleotide messenger RNA. RefSeq names its product rho GTPase-activating protein 12-like. The transcript is spliced from 16 exons. Gene Ontology annotation, molecular function: protein binding. NCBI's taxonomy places the organism in Eukaryota, Metazoa, Chordata, Actinopteri, Syngnathiformes, Syngnathidae. Gene Ontology annotation, biological process: regulation of GTPase activity; signal transduction. The record is from RefSeq and is a predicted model, not a curated record. Bases 4038 to 6311 code for a protein of 757 amino acids. Gene Ontology annotation, cellular component: cytoplasm.